AACCCAAGGUACCACUGUAUUCAAGUCUGAGCUCAUCUUCUCACUUGGAACAGAAAAAUACAGGUAUGUUGUCCUGGACCAAUUGAGAGGUGAUGGAGAAGACAACCAGAAUUUUGACGGGCUAUCUGUAAAGUACUUCAGCAUGAGUGAACACCUUAGCACACAACUACAAACUCAUACAGGAGAGAAACCCUUUAAAUGCAUGGAGUACGGAAAGAGCUUCAGUGAGAGUGGAAAUCUUACAAGACAUCAACAAAGUCACACAGGGGAGAGACCAUUUAAAUGUAUGGAGUGCGGAAAGAGCUUCAGUCGUAGUGCAAGCCUUACUAUACAUCAACGAACUCACACAGGGGAGAAACCAUAUAAAUGUAUGGAGUGCGGAAAGAGCUUCAAUCAGAAUGCAAACCUUAUUGUACAUCAGCGAACUCACACAGGGGAGAAACCAUUUAAAUGUAUGGAUUGUGGGAUGGGUUUCAGUGAAGGUGGAACACUGACAAGACAUCUACGAACUCACACAGGGGAGAAACCAUUUAGAUGUAUGGAAUGUGGCAAGAGCUUCAGUCAGCGUUCGUACCUUACUAUACAUCUUCGAACUCACACAGGGGAGAAACCAUAUGAAUGUUUGGAGUGCGGAAAGAGUUUCAAUCAAAGUGUACAUUUGAGAAUACAUCAACGAACUCAUACAAGGGAGAAACCAUAUAAAUGUUGGGAGUGUGGAAAGUGCUUCAGUAAGAGCGUAACUCUUAGAAAACAUCAGCAAUCUCACAGGGAAGCAAUGGUUUAAAUGUUAGGAGUGUGGAAAGUUUUUCAAUUAUAAUGGAGUUCUUAAUUAAUAGCUACAGACUCUCAUAGGGAAGAACCCAUUCAGUUUUAUGGAGUGUGCCAGGUUUUCCCCACAGAAUUCAUUUUGUCUCUCUUAUUUGGAAAAUCCAUUGUAAAUGCAUGAAGUAUGUUUUAUGUUCUGGUGUUUGUAUGAAAUAUUGAACAUAUAUGUAUUAAAGCAAUGAAGGUAAUAUCUCAUAAUCAUAAGUAUAAUGAAAGAUACAAUGUACUGUUAGGGUUGUGCAGAAUGCGACACUGGAAUGCUCAUUGUGAGUGAACAUGGUCUUUGGCAAAGUUGGGAAUGGAGAGUUGUGAAAUGUGGAGCAUGCCAGUGGUGUUUAGGAAGCAGGAUUGGCUCUGGAAUCCUAGAACGGUAGAGUUUAAAGGGGCUGCAAGGGUCUUCUAUCCAAUUCCCUGUUAUAAGAGCAGCAGUGUAAUGGCUUGAGUUUCUCCUACAGAAGCGAGACAUCUCCGGCAGUAAUUAUCUCAGAUUUAUUGCUGCAACAUGUAAAUCACUGCGGAGCUCAGUCCUCGGCGUCUUCUCCCAAGUUUGCUGCUGCCAUCUGAGCUCUGCCCCUUCCCAGCAAUGAAAACCUCAUAAAUCCACAACAGCAUGGCCAUAAACCUGUACGUUCAACUGCUAAAAUAUACACCCAAUAUGUACCAAUUGAGAUUUAUGUUACUGCUUUAUGAAUGAACACUGUUUUAUGAA
Podarcis raffonei (Aeolian wall lizard) is the source of this 1534-nucleotide messenger RNA. Its product is annotated as zinc finger protein 239-like. The coding region runs from base 143 to 784 and encodes 213 amino acids. Gene Ontology annotation, molecular function: RNA polymerase II cis-regulatory region sequence-specific DNA binding; DNA-binding transcription factor activity, RNA polymerase II-specific. The transcript is spliced from 2 exons. The record is from RefSeq and is a predicted model, not a curated record. Gene Ontology annotation, biological process: regulation of transcription by RNA polymerase II. NCBI's taxonomy places the organism in Eukaryota, Metazoa, Chordata, Lepidosauria, Squamata, Lacertidae.